Molecule: messenger RNA, 2346 nt
Organism: Ooceraea biroi (clonal raider ant)
Lineage: Eukaryota; Metazoa; Arthropoda; Insecta; Hymenoptera; Formicidae
Product: dynein regulatory complex subunit 5
Molecular function (GO): protein binding
Source: RefSeq, a predicted model, not a curated record
AGAGAAAACGUGAAAAAUGAUCCCGCUCGGUGGAUCCGCAGUCGUCGAGGCGCGAGAUUAAAGCGACACCCCGUAUAUGAACGAGCAUCGCUUACGACGAGCAGCGAUGUUGUUUCGUGGGUCGAAAAUUGUAUAUCGCUAUGGUAGGCUGCACCUCGUUCCCCCGUCAACGAGGGCUCAAGGGGUGACAUCGGCUGCCCCAAUUUCGGGAUAUUGAAUCGCGCUGACAAGAGACAGUCCGUAAAGCUAAUUGCACAAGUAAAAUAUCUUUAUUAAUCGACGUAUAUCGUCGCGUGUGUCGGCCGACGUAAGAGACGAUCAAAGAGACGGUAGAAAUGUAUCAUUAAUCAUCCGCGACGAUAUUCCGCGAAGCAGCGAAGUAAUUUAUAAUAUAUUUUUCGUUUUUACACAGAGACUGAACGAUGAGAAUCCCACAUACGAUAUCGAAGAACGUGCUAGCCGCUUACAGGUGCUCGCCCGAGACCUCAUCGUUACCGCAGGAGCAAGGGAGAACCCUACGAGCAGAGGACGUCUCCUGGGACGACGGCGUAAUCCCCGAUUUAAAAAUCCUCGCGCUUCGUGUCAUAGUCUCGAUAUGGAAGGAUAAUCCUGUUCUGGAGGAUCUGCCGACGUGCGUCGACAGGGACGUGUUGUUGGAGACACUACCGACUGAUCUCCCCUUCGAAUUGACGAUAACGAGGAUUGAGGAUGGAUUUUACUGGGAACGCGCGGCCAAGGAUAGGUGGGAUUACAACGAUCCAAGCGAGCAUGGCGGUUCGUGGCGGCGAUUAUGUUGCGAGCGUCACUUGGCCGAGUAUUUGGAGACUUUGGAAGCAAGCUACUUUGAGCCUCAAAAAGAGGAAUGCAAGAAACUAAUGACUCUUGUGAAGGACUACGUACAUGUAAUACGGCUUCGCUCUCUCGUGCCGACCAAGUCACCGGGGAAGCAAGUAGAUGCGGAAGAUGAAAAGGCAACUUCGAGGGAGGAGGACAUCGUACAUCAUAUUCCCAUGGCAAUUAUACUGCCGCAACUGCCGCAUCUCGUCGAGAUCUACUUGAACUUCGGCAUGAUCUACAUGAACGACGGUUUCGAGUGGCGGGACUUCAAGUUCUCGCUGGAGGACUGCGUGAGCCUGGGCGAGGGAAUUAAAGCCAGUCCGAAAUUGCGGAAAUUCAGUUUAACCCGUAGUAAUCUGGAUCGGCCCCGAGUUGCUGCCAUUCUCCAAGGAAUGGCGUCGAACGAUAACAUUGAAGAAUUGGAUUUGUCGCAUUGCAAAUUGGCCGACACCGGUGCGCACGCGGUGGCUGAAUUCCUGUCCAUGCAUCGGAAGCUAAGGACCUUGCACUUGGUUAACAACAAUGUAGGACCGAGCGGAGUGGCUGGUAUCAUUCACGGAAUAUUGAAAGCGAAAUCGUCGGCUCUGAGGGAUCUAAAUCUCAGAUUGAAUCCCCUGGAAGACGCGGGAGCUAAUCACAUAUGCGCGCUUCUAGUGAGAAGCAAAAUUUUGCAGACAUUGAACAUCAGCGCCUGUAACUUAACUUCGGAAGCUGGUAUAGCGAUUGCCGAGGUACUCUCUUCUGGCUGCGUGGAACUAGAGACCUUAUCCCUCGAUGUGUCGAACAACGACUUUGGGCCCACCGUCGGCGAGUCAUUCGAUGCGGUCGUGCGGUCGUGCCCGUAUGUUAUCCAGUUGGACGGCCGAAUGUGCAAUUUCUCGAAAGAAUCGGAGCACUCGAUCAACGAGAGCGCGCACAGGAAUAAACAAAAUGUGAGAAAGCAGAAGAACAAGACUGCGUUUUACCACCGAAGUACUUCAGCCAACGCCAAGAAUCUGCAACAACCGUCGGAAGUCGAGUCUCCAUCCCCCCAAGUAAAUGGUAUUGUGAAUCGUUUUGUCGGCAGACAAAUCAAUGCUGACGAACAGGAGUGAUGAAAUCAAUUCUCAGAGCUCGAUCAACAAGCGAAAUGCACUAGGAGACAGAGAAACGGAGAUUUUCCUGAUCGUGGAAAAUUUAAGAGGCCGUUUGGCCGCGAUGCGGCGAGAGCUCGCUGAUACUUCCAACAGAGUUCUCAAGUAGUAAAACAAAGACGAUGGUACGUACAUGCAGAGGCACGAAUACGGCCAAUCGAUAAAUCCAUUAUCUCUUAUUGCUUCAGAGAGCAUCUAAUAAAUGAACAGCAUGAAAGGACUUUGUUAAGUAUCGGAAAAUAUCAUAUUUAUCAAAACACACUUGUUAUAGCAUACGUAAGCAUAGUUUACGCGCGCGCAUAUCGCGUAACCAUGUCGCUCAAAUUGUCAUCCGCGCGUAGGCUAACUUGUAAAAUAAAAACUGGUUCAACAAUAA